ACACUCCUGCCUAGACUGUACACACAGGACAUCUAUACUGGCUGAGACCUUCCGUUUUGGAAACUCUCUUCACUCUCUGUCUCAAUACUUCUUCAGCUCCAUUCGGACAAACUCCUUUUUUUCUCUCUUCCUCUUAUCAGUCUCUCUUUUUCUACCUAAUUGCAUGUUUUGUGGAGAUGAUGUCAACCAGGAUUCUGUGGCUCCUGUCUCUCUGGCUGUGUAUGCCCUUGGCCCAGGGCCGUAUCUGGGCCUGGGUGCUCAACAUGCCCCACAGUCCCCCCAAGAAAGGACCCAUGGCUCUCACGGACAGCACCCCUCCAGUCAACACCAAAGGAUCCACGGGUGUGUGUGACCAUGACCGCGCCUGUGGUCGAAGCUUCUCCUGUGACCGUCACUUUGGCCUGUGUUUUCCUCUCCGUGGGGAGGGCCAGUACUGCAGGAGGGAUGCCCAGUGUGUCCGAGGACUCAGCUGCAUGUUUGGGAAGUGCCACCAUCGCAUUUCUGAGGGACAAGAGGGUGCUAGGUGUAAAGUAGACAGGGACUGCGGCGAGUCUAUGUGCUGUGCCCGUCAUCACGGUGAGCAGUUGUGUAAGCGGCGUCUGUUGCGAGAUGAGAGCUGCUUCGUUCCCGACGGCGGCCUGGCGUUCAGCAUCAACCAGAUCUGCCCAUGUGAUGAAGGCCUACUGUGUCGUGGCGCUGUUGAGCCCAAAUGGAGCGAGAAGGAGUUUGUCUACCACCCUGACACUACAAGUUGGACCUGUCAAGCCCCAAAGCCUUGAUGAACACUUUGAUCAAUUAAUCAGUUAUUUAUUAUGUCAGUAUCGUGUGUAUACCGAUAUGACUGUAUAUACUAUAAUGUAAAUAUCAACAAAUAGGCUAUGUCUUUUUUUUUUCUUUUUUUUUUACAUUUGUUGGCAUUUUCUAUAUUUUAACAAAUGCACCAUUUAGCGAGGCCAAUUACCGUCAUAGUUUUCUUGUCAAAGUAAAUCGUUAUUAAAAUCGAGUUCACGUCAUCUGGUCGUGUCAGACAGUGUCAUCUGAUGAAAUAAACGCUAAAAUAAAAGCUGUUAAUUUGUA
Molecule: messenger RNA, 1077 nt
Organism: Salvelinus fontinalis (brook trout)
Lineage: Eukaryota; Metazoa; Chordata; Actinopteri; Salmoniformes; Salmonidae
Product: dickkopf-related protein 3-like
Exons: 4
Coding region: 177-779 (200 amino acids)
Biological process (GO): multicellular organism development; negative regulation of canonical Wnt signaling pathway
Cellular component (GO): extracellular region
Molecular function (GO): receptor antagonist activity; co-receptor binding
Source: RefSeq, a predicted model, not a curated record